This is a messenger RNA of Somion occarium, 638 nucleotides long. The record is from the annotation of a GenBank genome assembly. NCBI's taxonomy places the organism in Eukaryota, Fungi, Basidiomycota, Agaricomycetes, Polyporales, Cerrenaceae.
GGAAACAGCUUCUGCAUAACCACCACACAGUCACGAUCAAUUGCUCGACCACAUCUUCUCUCUUUACCCCCUCGUUGCAUCCCCGUUCUCCAUGGCCGACGUUUCUGACCCCAAGAUCGACGAAGCGUACCAGGACGUACGCUCGGACAAGUCAGAAACGAACUGGCUCUUAUUGGACUACGAGACAGAUCGAUCCGACAAGCUGGUAUUGACGACGACGGGUACGGGAGGAUUGGACGAGCUUCGCGAACAGUUGGAUGAUUCCAAGGCUUCUUUUGCUUAUGUUCGAGUUCAGUAUGCUAAUGAUAAGGAGUCGAAGCGGGAGAAGUUCAUCUUGGUGAUUUGGAUUGGGCCUGGGUGUAAGGUGAUGCGGAAGGCAAAGGUGUCGGUGCAUACGGCGGAUGUGAAGCAAGUACUACGAACGUUCUCGUUGGAGGUGCCAGCGCGCGAGAAGGACGAUCUCAAAUACGAUCCGAUCGUUAUCAAACUACGAAAGGCCGGCGGAGCGAGUUACGAUGGCGUUUGAACAUACAUUCCUCUGCUGUCUUUGCUUCCUGUCGUCUGGUAUAGAACGCUGUCCUAACUUGCUGUCUGUUCUUGGUGCCCGAUACAUAUAUCAAUAUAUCCAAUAUAUCCUG